Spinacia oleracea (spinach) is the source of this 1499-nucleotide messenger RNA. RefSeq names its product exosome complex component RRP45B. The transcript has 9 exons. Gene Ontology annotation, cellular component: cytoplasmic exosome (RNase complex); nuclear exosome (RNase complex). Lineage: Eukaryota; Viridiplantae; Streptophyta; Magnoliopsida; Caryophyllales; Amaranthaceae. The record is from RefSeq and is a predicted model, not a curated record. Gene Ontology annotation, molecular function: mRNA 3'-UTR AU-rich region binding. Bases 201 to 1109 code for a protein of 302 amino acids. Gene Ontology annotation, biological process: nuclear mRNA surveillance; U5 snRNA 3'-end processing; exonucleolytic trimming to generate mature 3'-end of 5.8S rRNA from tricistronic rRNA transcript (SSU-rRNA, 5.8S rRNA, LSU-rRNA).
GAAAAAAAAUCAAAAAAAAAAUCAACUCGAACUCGCAGCUUCUCUUCCUCCCGCCCCCGAAUUCUGGUUGCCUCCUCCCCCUCUUAAAACCCUAACCACCAUUUCCUAGCUGUAUACCACCUCUAUACGACGGCGCCUCUUCUACCACACACUCCUCCUCUGCCGCUUCUAUUCCCGGUGUAGUCGACAGUUGUGAAAGAAUGGAGCAAAGAUUAGCCAAUAGUUGGAAUAUGACUGUAAACGAGAAGAAUUUUAUUGAGACAGCAUUGCUUUCGGAUCUUAGAGUCGAUGGACGCCGCCCUUUCGAUUACCGCCGCUUAACCAUCAAGUUUGGCCGUGAAGAUGGCUCUUCUGAAGUGCAACUUGGCCAGACCCAUGUCAUGGGUUUUGUGACUGCUCAGCUUGUUCAACCUUAUAAAGACAGGCCUAAUGAAGGAUCGCUUGCUAUUUAUACAGAGUUUUCUCCUAUGGCUGACUCUUCAUUUGAGACUGGCCGUCCUGGAGAAUCUGCUGUUGAACUGGGACGUAUUAUAGACCGUGGUCUGAGGGAGAGCAGGGCAAUUGAUACAGAAUCACUCUGUGUUCUAGCGGGCAAACUAGUGUGGUCCAUUCGUAUUGAUCUUCACAUACUAGAUAAUGGAGGGAAUCUGGUUGACGCUGCAAAUAUUGCUGCUUUGGCAGCCCUCCUAACCUUCAGGAGGCCAGAGUGUAGUCUAGGGGGAGAAGAUGGGCAAGAAUUAACAGUGCAUCCACCUGAGGUGCGUGAGCCGCUUCCAUUGAUAGUUCAUCAUCUUCCUAUAGCUGUGACAUUUGCAUUCUUCACUGCAGAUACCGUUGUGGUGAUAGAUCCAAGUCACUCUGAAGAGGCCAUAAUGAAAGGCAGAAUGACUGUUACGUUAAACACAAAUGGAGAUAUCUGUGCCAUUCAGAAGGGUGGAGGAGUUGGUGUCAUGCACAAUGUUGUCAUGCAGUGCUUACGAGUUGCCUCAGUCAAAUCUGCUGACAUUACUACCAAGAUAAAAGAAGCUGUUGAAUCAUACAAUACGGAAAAGGCAUAUCGCAAGGUCAAGCGCCAUCCAAGUUCCGCAGGGGGUCAAACUGAGAGGUAAAUAUAUGCUUAUUAAUGAUGCAUAAAACUACAUCAGAGUAUUUUUCAACGAACUGCUACAGCCUACAGAAAUAGGGCGAUUUGCUAUUGUCAUUUUUCUGGUGCGAGGCCAAUUUCCAAAAGCCCUGGAACAACAGGAAGUAGAAGGGGUGUCUUUAGCACUGGUAGGUUUCUUUUCAUUUAUUUGCAGGAUUAGUUGCAAAAUUUAUGUUAUCACUUCAGAUGAUACUUUGAAGAAUCUUAGAGAUACAAAUUCAUUUUUAAAAAAAUGGAAUUCAAACUUUAAUGGGUUAUCAUUAAACUGCUUCAUGAUCAAUAACUUUUUGAUUCAACGGGAUGGAUUUUCGAUGCAAAUUCGUUAUUCUGUGUAUACACGUUGAUUUUUGGAACA